Dermatophagoides farinae (American house dust mite) is the source of this 1481-nucleotide messenger RNA. RefSeq lists its product as uncharacterized. The record is from RefSeq and is a predicted model, not a curated record. Lineage: Eukaryota; Metazoa; Arthropoda; Arachnida; Sarcoptiformes; Pyroglyphidae.
UCUUCUUCAUCGUCGUCGUCUUCGUUGUUGAUAUUUCGUAGUUGUUCAUCUACAAACAAGACUGCCGUAAUUUGAGAUUUUCGUUAUUUGUUUGAAAUUGUGUAGUGUUCGUCUUCAUCGUCGUUGUUGUUUGCCAUACAUAGUUGAGAUUGGUUCAUUCGAUCAUUCAACAUUUAUUCGAUCAUAUUCGAUUAUAAAACACCGGAUUAAGUCAUUAAGAAAAAUAAUAUACACGAACACGUACACAUAAAAUAUGUUUUUCAAUCAUCAUCUGAUUAUUACGUUAACUAUCGUUUUGGCCAUUGGCCUUGUGAAACAAUCGGAACAAACAGAUGCAACAGCACGGCAAUUUUGGCGACCAGGCGGUAUACCAUUAUUCAAUGCAUUACGUUUACAGAAUACAGCAUGUUCGGCUGAAAGUGGUGAAGCUGGAACAUGUAUGUCGGAAGCUGAUUGUAAAACACGUCAAGGUUUCAGUGUAGGAACAUGUGGUCGUAGUGGUCUGGUCUGUUGUAAUAUGAAAUUUACCUGUGGUGGCAAGACAGCCAAAAAUGAAACAUUAUUUGUUAAUCCAUCAUAUCCAGCCGGUGAAAAUGGUACAAAUACAUGUCAGGUGACCAUUCAAAAUAAUCCGGGUGUUUGUCAACUUCGAUUGGAUUUGGAAGAAUUUUCUUUAGCUCAACCAGAUGAAUAUGGUCGUUGUACUAAAGAUUCUUUUAUGGUCCGUACAACUGUUGGUGAACGAUUACCAAUGCUUUGUGGUGAUAAUAAAGGUCAACAUCUAUAUGUCGAUAUGGGUCGUGGUUCAGCUAAUCCAGUCGUAUUGUCUGUCAUUACAAAUGAAUUGGAAAAUGUUAGCCGUAAAUGGAAGAUUAAAAUUUCGUUCAUCAAAUGUGACAAUUAUGUUAUGGCUCCAUCCGGUUGUUUACAAUAUUAUCGAUCUCCAUCCGAUGUGAUCCGUUCGUUUAAUUAUGGACCAAAAAUUGAUGGUCGAUCCCGAUAUUUGGCUAAUCUCCGAUAUACGACCUGUAUUCGUGUUGAAGAAAAUUUCUGUGCCAUUAAAUGGACAACGGAAACACCGGAAUCAUUCUCUUGGGGUAUUUCCAAUGAUCCAAUGUAUACAUCACAGGCAAACAUUAGUUCAUAUGGAUUAACUGGAUCAUUAUGCAAUGAUGAUGAUUUCAUUGGUAUUGAUCAAGGUUCACAGGAAGGCAGCGGUGUUGGUGAAGAUCGAUUCUGUGGUGAUCGAUUAUUCUAUAGUAAUUUGGUCAUUUCUCGAUCAAAACCAUUCCAAUUGAAAUUGCGUUCAAAUAGUGAUCAAACAGAAAAUGCUCGUUUCUCACAGAAUGGAAUAGCACUUCGAUACACACAAUUACCAUGUGUAAAUUGAUAAAGUGAUUCUGAUACAAAAAACAACAACAACAACAACAACAACAACAACAAAUUUUAUGGUGAACAAACAAACAAACAAAACAAAAAGA